Molecule: messenger RNA, 901 nt
Organism: Aspergillus aculeatinus CBS 121060
Lineage: Eukaryota; Fungi; Ascomycota; Eurotiomycetes; Eurotiales; Aspergillaceae
Product: putative glutathione S-transferase family protein
Exons: 3
Source: RefSeq, a predicted model, not a curated record
CAUGCCCCCAUUCUACGCCCCCGAAACCCCCGAUCGCAUCAAAAACGCCACCGGCCUCCACCUCAUCACCGCCCUAACCCCCAACGGCCGCAAAGCCCACAUCUACCUCGAGGAGCUGAAAGAAACCUACGGCCUCCCCUUCACCAUCAGCCUCAUCGACCUCGACACGAACGAGCAGAAGAAACCAUGGUUUCUGCGCUUGAAUCCGAAUGGCCAGCUUGCUUGCUUGCUUCAAAGUCCCCUAACCUCAUCCUUAAUUCUGCGUGAGAUAGGCCGCAUCCCCCUCCUAAUCGACAACACCACCACCCCGCACCCACACGUCGUCAUGGAGUCCUCCGCUAUCCUGCUGUACCUGUUCCAUCAGGUCGAUCAUUCCCAGAAGUUUGGGUUCGCGGAUCCGCAGCAGCAGAGUCAGCUGCUGCAGUGGCUGGUCUUCUGGGGUGCGUCGGGGCAGAUGGUUCAGGGGCAGUGGAAUUAUUUCCGGCGGAACCAGGUCGAGAAUGAUCGUGAGUGUUUCGCCCUGACCCUUGAAAUCGGGGGGUUCGGCUCGACGGCUUGGGCUCUAAUGCUGGCCCUAGACGCGAAGAAGCGAUUCCACGAUGAGUUACUCCGCGUGUUUCACGUCCUCGAAGCGCAUCUCGCUGGACGGUAUGCGGAUCCCGGACUGGGAAGGGAGUACCUGGCGGGCCAGGGGAGGGGGAAGUAUACGUUGGCGGAUAUGAAUGCUUGGCCGUGGGUGAGGAAUUUUAGGGCUGUUGGGCUGGAGGAGGAGGAGUUGGACAGGUUGCCUGCGCUUGCGGCGUGGGUGGAUAGGGUUGGCGGGCGGGCGGCGGUGCAGAGGGGCGCGUUUGGGGAGGCGUAUGAUGAGGAGGCGUCACCUGAGUUGGUUAUUCGGACGUGA